CGGGUGCGCAGCAGGGUCUCAGCGGCUGAGGCGCCGGCCGCCCUGAGGCCCGGAGCAAGGCUGCCCCAGCGCCGCACCAUGGACUCGCGACCCGAGGAGUAUGAGCUCAAUGGCGACGUGCGCCCGGGCUCGCCUGGCUCCCCGGACGCCUCGGACUUGAUUCCUAGGCCACACCGCUGGGGCAGGAACCAGCCCAUCAACAUGAACCAUUAUGCCAAUAAGAAGAGUGCGGCCGAGAGCAUGCUGGACAUCGCACUGCUGUUGGCCAACGCCUCCCAGCUGAAGGCUGUCAUCGAGCAGGGCCCUGGCUUCGCCUUCUUCAUUCCCCUGGUGGUCCUCAUCUCUGUCUCCCUCGCGCUGCAGAUUGGUGUGGGCGUGCUGCUCAUCUUCCUUGUCAGGUAUGACCUCAACAACCCUGCCAAGCAUGCCAAGCUGGACUUCCUCAACAAUCUGGCCACCGGCCUGGUCUUCAUCAUCGUCGUGGUCAACAUCUUCAUCACUGCCUUUGGUGUCCAGAAGCCCACAAUGGACAUGGCACCCCGGCAGUAGGGGCUCAGAUGCCCCCGGAUCGUGCCUGGCCGCAGCUGCCUAGACCCAGGAAGCGCCUUGCCCUUGAGGCCCACCCUCCUGUGUGCGCAUUCUCCCAAACCGCCAUAGCCCAGGCUGGCCCCACUGGACUGCGUGCAAACAAGCCACACACGGUCAGGCCACUCUGGCCAGCACAGGGCCUGCUCUGCCCUCAGCUGCUCCUCCUCCUGCAACGUGGCACGGUGAGGCCCAGAAGACAGAACUGUAGAGUCCUCAGCAAGGGUCGUCGCUGCCGUGGACAUGCAGCAGGCCCAAGGAUGGGAGGGCAAGAGGCUGGUGCCGUCUCAGGACAUUUCCAGAGGGAUGAGGAGAUGCCUGCCCU
Messenger RNA from Physeter macrocephalus (sperm whale), 910 nucleotides. It is a transcript of the gene NINJ1, whose product is annotated as ninjurin 1. Lineage: Eukaryota; Metazoa; Chordata; Mammalia; Artiodactyla; Physeteridae. Gene Ontology annotation, biological process: cell adhesion; tissue regeneration. The transcript has 5 exons. The record is from RefSeq and is a predicted model, not a curated record. Bases 79 to 549 code for a protein of 156 amino acids. Gene Ontology annotation, cellular component: membrane.